GAGGGCCUAAGAGCAGCGAAGGAAAAUGAAAACGACCUGUCGUUUUGGUCUUUUUUAACAUCAUCACCAGGAUCUUUCUCCGAUCAAGGAACGAACGAUGCCAUUUUGUCUCUCUCUCAACUGUAGCCGCUUCACUGCAAGGAACCAGACUCAUCUUUGUCCUAUUGCUCACGUGCGUUCCCGCUCAUUCACCGUUAAGUCACGUGCCACCAUCGCCGGCAAGUCAGACAUGGCGGCCUCCACUGUUCGCGUCGCUGCAGCUCAGAUGACCUCAGUCAAUGACCUCGCCGCCAAUUUCGCCACCUGCUCUCGUCUUGCCAAAGAAGCAGCAGCAGCUGGGGCAAAAUUGCUUUGUUUACCAGAAAGUUUCUCUUUUAUUGGGGCUAAGGAUGGGGAUAGUGUUAAGGUUGCGGAACCUUUGGAUGGUCCAAUCAUGCAACAAUAUUGCUCCUUAGCAAGAGAGUCUGGCAUUUGGUUGUCACUUGGAGGCUUCCAAGAAAAAGGAUGUGAUGAUGAGCACCUGCGCAACACGCAUGUUAUUGUUGAUGACAGUGGGAGCAUUAGGGACACUUAUCGGAAAAUAUUCUUGUUUGAUGUAGAUGUUCCUGGCGGAAGGGUGUACAAGGAAAGUAGCUUUACAGAAGCUGGAAAAGAUAUAGUUACAGUUGAUAGCCCUGUUGGAUGCUUGGGUCUAUCAGUUUGCUAUGAUUUAAGAUUCCCAGAGCUUUACCAACAGCUCAGGUUCCAACAUGAAGCACAGGUUCUAUUGGUACCUGCAGCUUUUACAAAAAUUACUGGUCAGGCACACUGGGAGAUUCUGCUUCGAGCUCGUGCAAUUGAGACUCAGUGCUAUGUGAUAGCUGCUGCACAAGCUGGAAAGCAUAAUGACAAAAGAGAAAGCCAUGGUGAGACAUUAAUAAUUGAUCCAUGGGGAACAGUAGUUGGUCGAUUGCCAGAUCGACUUUCGACAGGUAUUACUGUGGCUGAUAUCGAUUUGGCAUUGAUCGACUCAGUUAGAGCAAAGAUGCCAAUUGCCCAGCAACGGAAGCCCAUUGAUUUCUGGAAAUCUUCAUCUGUAUGAUUUCCAAAGAUGAGUCCUCCCGGAUCUGCUAUAUCCAGAUGUUAUGUCAAAGCCACAUCAAAUUCUUACUGUGUUGUAAUUCAAUGACAGGCCACAUAGUUAUGCAUUGUAAGUUGCAAAAUAAGUUAAAAAUUUCCUUUGUCAGGGAGCCGUUUAUUUGUGCUUUAAUUUAUCCAUAUCUCUGUAAAUAGAUUCUUGUACUAUUAGCAACCAAAGUAUUCAACUAAUUUCCAAUAGCUGAUGCAACAAUACUGAGAAUUUAACAUUUAAGGCCUUUCCCUUUA
Molecule: messenger RNA, 1365 nt
Organism: Hevea brasiliensis (rubber tree)
Lineage: Eukaryota; Viridiplantae; Streptophyta; Magnoliopsida; Malpighiales; Euphorbiaceae
Product: deaminated glutathione amidase, chloroplastic/cytosolic
Exons: 9
Coding region: 98-1081 (327 amino acids)
Molecular function (GO): hydrolase activity, acting on carbon-nitrogen (but not peptide) bonds, in linear amides
Source: RefSeq, a predicted model, not a curated record